AAACGAGUCACCCUGUCCACCAAUCAAGGAAAUCAAACAGGGAAUGUUCAUUUACAAAAAAAAAAAAUCCGUUAUGACGGUUUAUUUAUUCUGUUAUUGUUCCACUUUCCUCACCGUGAAGGUCGCCGUCUAAUAACGCCUACGGAAGCCGAGGAAGGUAGCCUAGUGAGCUACAUUAGCAUUAGCAUAUUAGCACUAGCUACACAAACACACACACACGAACUUCCCAAUGGCUGCCCAGUGAAAGUACAACUUGUUGCGCUGUCAAUCAAGUUUCCCACCUGGAGGAGGAAAGCAAAAAAGGGGAUACAUUGACGGCAGGGCUUCUCUUUCACUACAGCAGGACACGCCACCAGGCAGAGGGCCUGUGGAGAGUGACAUGACUGCUCAUCACUGAGGAACAUGAAUCAUGACCUCAGUGAUUUUGGUUGACACUGGUGGGACUGUGGUGGAGUAUGUAACAGCUGUGGAAGACCCCCAGCAGCAGGAGGAAGAGUGUGAUGUGGACCUCGAACCAGAGGGACAAGUGGAGGACGAGUGUGAAAUUGAAGACGUCUAUGAAGAGGCAGAGGAUGGGAGAGAGGUUGAAAACUGCCCAACCGUUAAUGUGGAGGAAGUACCUGGUGUCGGCUUAGCUGAGGCGAUGGUGUACAAUGACAAAGCCAACAUCAUGCAGGAAGUGGAAAAUGAGCAGGAUGUGGAGUCAGAAAAAGGGGCAGUGGAGGCGUCUGUCCAUAGUGCCAGUGUGCACUGCUCUGACAAGACCAUCGAGGCUGCACAGGCUCUCCUACACAUGGACUCACCAUCCAGUGUCAGAGAAGACUGUAGUCCAGAAGCUUUUAUUCCGCCGUAUGUAACAACGCCAGACUUCCUCCAUGCUGCCAUGCGUCCUGACAUCGCAGAGACUGAGGUGGAGAUCUCCACAGAAGACUGCUGCGAAGACGACGACGACGAUGACGAAGAAGAAGAAGAAGAUUUAGGAAGUCUGUUGGAGGAGCCAGAGCCGGAACGCAGCCAUGAGCCUGUCAGGAAGAGAAGAGCUGGACGGAAACUGAAACCAAGUCAGCCAUCUUACUCAGAUGAUCUCAGCAUCCGGAAGAAGACAAGAGAGGGGAAAGCAGGGAAUACCAUCUACUUAUGGGAGUUCCUGUUGGAUCUCCUGCAAGACAAGAAUACCUGUCCAAGGUACAUCAAGUGGACUCAAAGAGAGAAGGGCAUCUUUAAGCUGGUGGACUCAAAGGCCGUGUCGAAGCUGUGGGGAAAACACAAGAACAAGCCAGACAUGAACUACGAGACCAUGGGGCGGGCUCUCAGAUAUUACUACCAACGUGGCAUCCUCGCUAAGGUUGAGGGCCAACGGCUGGUUUAUCAGUUCAAAGAAAUGCCGAAAAACAUUAUUGUCAUUGACGACGACAAGGCAGACAUGUCUGUUGCUGAUGAUCCAAUGGAGACGACCGCAUCCUACGAGCGCAUCCCGCAGCCAUCAGAUGUGAUGCUCAAGGGGUCGGGCCUGACACCCAGGAAGCCCAACAUCCUGCGAGGAGGGAACCGAGGCCAUAUGGUUCAUUCAUCUGCUGCUGUGGGCAACAAGACCGUGGCAGUAAGCACCCCAAGGACGUUGUCAGGAGAUGGCAGCCGGAAUCAGCAAGCGGCUGUCCUUUCCAACCCUUCGGGGCACAGGACAAUGCGGGUUGCCAUGCAGGUGCCAGUUGUUAUGACCUCGUUAGGCCAAAAGAUCUCUACAGUUUCUCUGCAGCAGCCAGCAGUAAGAACAGGGACAUCUGGCCACGCAACAAUCCUGUCCAGUGCUGCGGGAGGCACCAACUCCCAGCAGAAGGUUGUCAUCCAGACCAUCCCCACAAUGGUACCGGCCACCGCAGAGAACGGAGAGAAGAUCACGGUCCAGCUGGCCAAGAUCAUCACAAUCCCCGCCCAUCAAUUGGCUCAGUGUCAGCUUCAGACCCCCACAGAUGUCAAGUCUGGCGUCGGGAGCUCGACCCCGGGAAUCGGCCUCCUCGGAAGCCCCUUGACGGUCCAGACCCUCACCCCGGUCAGCGUGGCCUCGGGAGCACAGGUGAUGAGGCUGUCCAUGCCAACUCAGGCACAAGCGCAGACUCUGGUGGUGUCGAGAAGUGUAAGCGGCGGGGGGGCGGUCACGGUGUCGACGGCCAAUCAGGCGAUGGUGGCGGCGCCUCGCAUAAUUAGUGGCGUUUUCAACGGCUCCGAGCUGGUGGUGGGAGGGGACAAUCUGAAGGCCGCCGGCGUUCCAGUACAAGCUGUGCAAAUGGCGGUGGCGGUCCAACAGAACCAGGCCAAACCCCGAAGGGACCCUGAUGUGCUAAGCAAAGAGAUGCCUGUCAUCAUAAAGACUGAAGAGCCCGAAUGUUGAGAAUCUUCCUCCUGAAAGUGAGUUAUGACAUCAUUGUUACUCCAUACCAGCAGCAGGUGGUCUUUUUUUGGUCGUGGGGAACUUCUUGCAUAGAACCUGGAAGUAUCCAACAUAGGAACACAGACUUCAAGGGACCAGCCCAGAUCCACUACCAAGUUUUAACGUCUCAAUCACCCACUGGCUUUUCAAACAACACUACAACAAAUUAGAAACUUCAACAGACAAACAAUGGAGCUUGAGUGAGAUGUUUGUAGAAUGAUUUUCUGCAACAAAACCUAGCAAUCUGACUUCAGUCACUGUAAUAACAGAAUGAGUGUGUGUGUGUGCGUGUGUACAUGGGGCCUGAAAGAGAUGUGUAUAAAACACACACAUUGUAUAUCCAUACACACAUACAUGGAUAUGAAUACGCGGGGUGUGCCGAAAGUGGGUGUACAGAUUUUAUUUCAACUAUCUGGUACAAAAUUAAAUAACGCCAGGGUUUCUUAAUUCGCCCCUGAGUCAAAAAUACAGGUUGGUGUUGACAGCUGUGGCUGUAAGCAAUUUCCCUGUUCUAUUUUUAGAAAAUGGUUUUAACGCCACAAGAUGGUGUUCAUUGCAUUUGAAGUAACACCGGUGACCAGCAUCCAGCAGCUCUAUCCAGCUCUGCAUGCACUAUCAAUAUUAUUGCUGUUCUGCUGUUGGACUGCUUGAUGUUGUCAUACAUUUUUUAUGAAAGGAAGCUUUCAAAUUUUACACCAGUGUUUCACACAGGAAUGCAAUGUAUUUGUGUGUACUGUAGGCUAAUGAUGUAGUCAUCAAAUUCACAUAAUUGGCCAUGUUGGUAAAAAAAAAAAGUUUUAGAACUGCUGAAAAAGUCUUCUUUUUGCCAGUUUUUAUUUACUGUGGGGGGCUCUGAUUACUUGCUCUGAUCAAUACCUCUAAAUUGGUAACAGUAAUGAUCAGUCCUGCUAAGUCUUCUUAUUCUCUGGCAGACCAGGCGUGUUAAUGAAUUGAAUGAAAAUGUAUUUCUGGGGAAACACUGUAACUCCUAAAGGCCAUCCUUAGUGCGUGUGUGUGUGUGCGUGUGUAUACUAUAUGUAUAUGACCACACGUGUGUAUAUAUAAUAGCUACUAUAUGGUUUACAGAGCAGCCUUACAUUGUUUUCUUUUUUAUGUAGUGUCUGAAAGGUAAGCUGAGCUGAAGUUAAUUUUGUUGUUUUUCUAACUUUACCAAGCACAGUAUUAUAGAAAAAAAAACUUAACAUUUAAAUUCUCAUUAACUGACUGGGUUUAGCAUACUACCACAAAGACCACCAUCAUGUAUGCACAAGCUACACUGCCACCUGUGAAGAAGAUACACUUUUUAGCUUCUGGAUGAAAAGCAAGUCUGCUUCUUUUUGGUGUACUUUUUUUUCCUUUAUGUUUUUUUUAUAUAUAUCAGGAAUACGCAAUUCAAGUUAAAUACAAUUGUUUAAAUAUUUUUUCAGUUUCAGAAUUUAGCUGUACUUUGCAGAACAUUCUUAGAAUUAUUUUGUAAUGUAACAAAUAUGUAUAUAACCUAAUCAUUUUUUUUGCUAAAGGGUGUCUAAAAAAUACUGAAUGCAAUUUCAGUCUUAGUCUGAUGUCACUCAGAGGUCAUUUUUUUGUCAUGUUUGCUCGUGUCCGACAUUUCAUUAUUAUUUUUUUUUAAAUCAAAAAAGAGGGAAAAUACAGAAGUUUGUGUUCAGACUGAACUGUUUGUAUAUUCAACAUUUGAAGUAUAUUUUGUUGUACUCUUGUUUCAAAGUGUAUUAAAGUAGAUUUUACUCAAGCAUAAAA
Messenger RNA from Nerophis ophidion (straightnose pipefish), 4186 nucleotides. It is a transcript of the gene elf2b, whose product is annotated as E74-like factor 2b (ets domain transcription factor). The transcript has 10 exons. Gene Ontology annotation, cellular component: nucleus. The coding region runs from base 410 to 2389 and encodes 659 amino acids. Gene Ontology annotation, molecular function: DNA-binding transcription factor activity, RNA polymerase II-specific; sequence-specific DNA binding. The record is from RefSeq and is a predicted model, not a curated record. Gene Ontology annotation, biological process: regulation of transcription by RNA polymerase II; cell differentiation. NCBI's taxonomy places the organism in Eukaryota, Metazoa, Chordata, Actinopteri, Syngnathiformes, Syngnathidae.